AUGCAGAGAUGGAAUAAUACGGAGGUGCCUUACUUCAUCCUAAUGGGAUUGACAGAUGCUGAAGACAUCCAGCUGGUGCUCUUUGUGCUGUUUCUCCUGAUAUACCUGGUCACCGUCUUGGGGAAUGCAGGGAUGAUACUGAUCAUCCACUUGGAUGCUCUAUUUCACACACCCAUGUAUUUUUUCCUCAGUCACCUGUCGUUUCUUGACAUCAGUUACUCAACUGUGAUCACUCCAAAAACCUUAGAGAAUUUACUGACCUCCAGCAAGCAGAUUUCCUACGUGAAUUGCUUUACCCAAAUGUGCCUUUUUGUCUUCUUUGGUGCUUCUGAAUGUUUUUUUCUCUCCUCCAUGGCCUAUGAUCGCUAUGUAGCCAUCUGCAAACUUCUCCACUACCCUUUUGCUAUGUCCUCAAGACGCUGCUGGUCCCUCGUACUUGGGUCCUAUUUGGUAGGUUUUACAGAUUCUUUAGUCAUUAAGCUUUGCAUGAGGAAAUUACAUUUCUGUGACUCCAAUGUAAUUCAUCAUUUUUUCUGUGAUUCAUCUCCAGUUAUCGCCCUGUCUUGCACUGAAACCUACAACACUGAACUGAUGAUAUUCAUUUUUGCUGGCUCCACACUCAUGGUGUCUCUAAUUACACUAUCAGUGUCCUAUGUGUCCAUUCUCUCCACUAUCUUGAAAAUUAAUUCUGCUUCAGGAAAGAGAAAAGCCUUCUCCACCUGUGCCUCUCAUCUGCUGGCUGUCACCAUCUUUUAUAGCACCAUGAUCUUCAGUUACUUAAGACCAAGUACAUCCUACUCCUUGGGAAAGGAUCAGGUGGCUUCUGUGUUUUAUACUAUUGUGAUUCCCCAUGCUGAAUCCUCUUAUUUACAGCCUUCGCAACAAAGAAGUGAAAACUGCUGCCCUUAG
This is a messenger RNA of Talpa occidentalis (Iberian mole), 909 nucleotides long. RefSeq names its product olfactory receptor 8H1-like. The record is from RefSeq and is a predicted model, not a curated record. Bases 1 to 909 code for a protein of 302 amino acids. The transcript has a single exon. Gene Ontology annotation, biological process: G protein-coupled receptor signaling pathway; sensory perception of smell. Lineage: Eukaryota; Metazoa; Chordata; Mammalia; Eulipotyphla; Talpidae. Gene Ontology annotation, cellular component: membrane. Gene Ontology annotation, molecular function: olfactory receptor activity; odorant binding; G protein-coupled receptor activity.